Salvelinus fontinalis (brook trout) is the source of this 4171-nucleotide messenger RNA. RefSeq names its product mothers against decapentaplegic homolog 3-like. Lineage: Eukaryota; Metazoa; Chordata; Actinopteri; Salmoniformes; Salmonidae. The record is from RefSeq and is a predicted model, not a curated record. Gene Ontology annotation, cellular component: heteromeric SMAD protein complex. Gene Ontology annotation, biological process: anatomical structure morphogenesis; BMP signaling pathway; transforming growth factor beta receptor signaling pathway. Gene Ontology annotation, molecular function: RNA polymerase II cis-regulatory region sequence-specific DNA binding; DNA-binding transcription factor activity, RNA polymerase II-specific; I-SMAD binding.
UCUGCCUGCCCCUUUAUCUAAAGCUCUUCACCGAAGGACAGACUGCCAUUCAACUUGAACCGACUGGUGCCUUCAGCUAACCAACCAACAACAUUUCAACAAAUAACGUUUUUUUGUUAAUUGUAUUAUUAUUUGUAGUUAAUUUCAGGAGGACCAUAAUGAACGUCUUUAUAGCCGACUACUGAAAACGGGUGGAUUUUUACUGACCUCAAUCUCAAGAUGUCUAUACUGCCAUUCACCCCCCCGAUUGUGAAGAGGCUUUUAUGCUGGAAAAAGGGUGAACAGAUACAUGGACAGGAGGAGAAAUGGUGUGAAAAGGCAGUGAAAAGUCUUGUAAAGAAAUUGAAGAAGACAGGACAGCUGGACGAGUUGGAGAAGGCCAUCACGACCCAGAAUAUCAACACCAAAUGCAUUACCAUACCAAGGUCUCUAGAUGGUCGUCUCCAGGUGUCCCAUCGCAAAGGCCUUCCCCAUGUCAUUUACUCUCGUCUGUGGCGUUGGCCAGACCUGCAGUCGCCCCACGAGCUCCGGGCCAUAGAGCUGUGUGAGUACGCCUUCCACACCAAGAAGGACGAGGUGUGUGUCAACCCUUACCAUUACCAACGCGUCGAGACACCAAUCCUCCCUCCCGUCCUGGUUCCUAGACAUUCAGAAAUCCCUACAGAGUGUCCUAUUGUAGACGACUACAGCCAUUCUAUCCCCGAGAACACCAUCUUCCCCGCCGGCAUCGAGCCACAGAGCAACUACAUCCCAGAGACCCCUCCUCCUGGGUAUCUGAGUGAGGAUGGAGAGGCUAGCGACCAGCAUCUCAACAACCUGAUGGACACAGGAUCACCUAGUAACCUGUCACCAGAAUCAUCCUCACCAACACACAGCACUAACCUGGACCUACAGCCGGUAACGUACUGUGAGUCAGCGUUCUGGAGCUCUAUGUCCUAUUAUGAGUUGAACCAGCGUGUGGGCGAGACCUUCCAUGCCUCCCAGCCCUCUCUCACCGUCGACGGGUUUACAGACCCCUCCAACUCAGAACGCUUCUGUCUGGGACUACUGUCCAACGUCAACCGCAAUGCUGCUGUGGAGCUCACACGCAGACACAUAGGCUGUAACCUGAAGAUAUUCAACAACCAGGAGUUUGCAGCUCUGCUGGCCCAGUCAGUGAACCAGGGCUUUGAGGCUGUCUACCAGCUCACCAGGAUGUGUACCAUACGCAUGAGCUUGGUCAAGGGCUGGGGCACCGAGUACAGGCGACAGACCGUAACCAGCACCCCUUGUUGGAUUGAGCUGCACCUCAAUGGCCCCCUCCAGUGGCUGGAUAAAGUACUGACACAGAUGGGCUCCCCCAGCAUCCGCUGUUCUAGUGUCUCCUAAAUACACGCACACAGGUGCGCGGACAGAACAGUCAUUCUGGACAAGUACCUUUUCUCUCAUGGCUAACUUACGAGGACGUUUGAAAAAGACACGCUGAGUGGGCCAGGGAAGCUUAUAUUCAUGAGCUCGCCUUGACUGACAGCUCUUUGAAAGCCGAUGUCAAGCAACUUGGAUGCAGUGUUGGGAGUAAAUUCAUCAAGAUAAUGUGGUGAUACACUACGCAACUCAAACAGCAUUGAAAAUGCAUCAAUUUAUGUCCCCCCAAAAAUUCAUACAUCUAACAUUUGUCAUGUCUCUUGUGAUGCAGUUCACAGCAGCACUGACGGAUGGGUUGACAUGACAACUGCAUCAGAGUUUUGAACGACCCUUACCCCGCUUUUGUUCCAUGGUGGCUGAAGACCUAGCUAGCCAGUAACUAGCUAACACCAGACACAGAUAAAGACCUAGCUAGCCAGUAACUAGCUAACACCAGACACAGAUAAAGACCUAGCUAGCCAGUAACUAGCUAACACCAGACACAGAUAAAGACCUAGCUAGCCAGUAACUAGCUAACACCAGACACAGCUGAAGACCUAGCUAGCCAGUAACUAGCUAACACCAGACACAGCUGAAGACCUAGCUAGCCAGUAACUAGCUAACACCAGACACAGCUGAAGACCUAGCUAGCCAGUAACUAGCUAACACCAGACACAGAUAAAGACAUAGCUAGCCAGUAACUAGCUAACACCAGACACAGAUAAAGACCUAGCUAGCCAGUAACUAGCUAACACCACACACAGCUGAAGACCUAGCUAGCCAGUAACUAGCUAACACCACACACAGCUGAAGACCUAGCUAGCCAGUAACUAGCUAACACCACACACAGCUGAAGACCUAGCUAGCCAGUAACUAGCUAACACCAGACACAGAUAAAGACCUAGCUAGCCAGUAACUAGCUAACACCAGACACAGAUAAAGACCUAGCUAGCCAGUAACUAGCUAACACCAGACACAGAUAAAGACCUAGCUAGCCAGUAACUAGCUAACACCAGACACAGAUAAAGACCUAGCUAGCCAGUAACUAGCUAACACCAGACACAGAUAAAGACCUAGCUAGCCAGUAACUAGCUAACACCAGACACAGAUAAAGACCUAGCUAGCCAGUAACUAGCUAACACCACACACAGCUGAAGACCUAGCUAGCCAGUAACUAGCUAACACCAGACACAGAUAAAGACCUAGCUAGCUAACACCAGACACAGAUAAAGACCUAGCUAGCCAGUAACUAGCUAACACCAGACACAGAUAAAGACCUAGCUAGCCAGUAACUAGCUAACACCAGACACAGCUGAAGACCUAGCUAGCCAGUAACUAGCUAACACCAGACACAGCUGAAGACCUAGCUAGCCAGUAACUAGCUAACACCAGACACAGCUGAAGACCUAGCUAGCCAGUAACUAGCUAACACCAGACACAGCUGAAGACCUAGCUAGCCAGUAACUAGCUAACACCAGACACAGAUAAAGACAUAGCUAGCCAGUAACUAGCUAACACCAGACACAGAUAAAGACCUAGCUAGCUAACACCAGACACAGAUAAAGACCUAGCUAGCCAGUAACUAGCUAACACCAGACACAGAUAAAGACCUAGCUAGCCAGUAACUAGCUAACACCACACACAGCUGAAGACCUAGCUAGCCAGUAACUAGCUAACACCAGACACAGAUAAAGACCUAGCUAGCCAGUAACUAGCUAACACCAGACACAGCUGAAGACCUAGCUAGCCAGUAACUAGCUAACACCAGACACAGCUGAAGACCUAGCUAGCCAGUAACUAGCUAACACCAGACAUAAAGACCUAGCUAGCCAGUAACUAGCUAACACCAGACACAGAUAAAGACCUAGCUAGCCAGUAACUAGCUAACACCAGACAUAAAGACCUAGCUAGCCAGUAACUAGCUAACACCAGACAUAAAGACCUAGCUAGCAAGUAACUAGCUAACACCAGACAUAAAGACCUAGCUAGCCAGUAACUAGCUAACACCAGACAUAAAGACCUAGCUAGCCAGUAACUAGCUAACACCAGACAUAAAGACCUAGCUAGCCAGUAACUAGCUAACACCAGACACAGAUAAAGACCUAGCUAGCCAGUAACUAGCUAACACCAGACAUAAAGACCUAGCUAGCCAGUAACUAGCUAACACCAGACACAGAUAAAGACCUAGCUAGCCAGUAACUAGCUAACACCAGACAUAAAGACCUAGCUAGCCAGUAACUAGCUAACACCAGACACAGAUGAAAGAGGAAACAUAAGUAUCCUUGACAUAAAUUAUUAGGUUAAACGUUGUAUUAUAUAUGCUGACACCCUACAGACAAAUUGUGGCACCAGUAGAGUAGCUAUCUAGUUAUAUAAACCACACCCCUCUGCAAACACGUCUUCUCCGAUGUUGUUAUUAUUUAAAUUAGUUACGAGAAUACCAUGUUACCAUUGGUGUAUUAAAACGAGAGUUAAGGUGAUGUCACCUUAAUAAUGAAUCCAAGUGUUUGACACGGUGACUUUAGGAUCAAACUUCAUCAGUGUAGAAACGAGUUAUUUUUCAUACUUUGGUCAUUACACUUUGAUCUGGUUUCAUCCAAAAUAUCAUCACAUUUCAUUUGGACUGUUCAUGACCUUUUUAAGGAAUAUUUCUCUCAAAACUGAUUCCUAAAAAAAAAUGUGUCUGGAGAUUUGGUUUACUCCGUCAGCUAUAUAGGGCAACAAAGCCAGAUGGUAUUUGUAGUUUAUUUACCUUUUUGUUUUGUUUUUUAAACAGUUCUUCUCAACA